Messenger RNA from Prunus armeniaca (apricot), 360 nucleotides. The record is from the annotation of a GenBank genome assembly. NCBI's taxonomy places the organism in Eukaryota, Viridiplantae, Streptophyta, Magnoliopsida, Rosales, Rosaceae.
AUGAAGAAUCGUACCAUUUUAAAUAUGGUACGCAAUAUGCAGACAAAAAGUUCCAUUCCAAAGAGUUUCUGGUCGGAAGCUAUAAACUGGAGUAUUCACAUACUGAAAAGAAGUCCAACUUUUGUUGUUCGUGAUUUGACACCUGAAGAGGCAUGGAGCAGCCGUAAACCAGCAGUUGGUUACUUUAAAGUUUUUGGUUGCAUUGCAUAUGAACGUAUUCCAGACGAGAAAAGGAAGAAGCUUGAUGACAAAGGUGAAAGAUGUGUCUUUCUUGGCAUAAGUGAAGUUUCCAAGGCAUAUAAGUUAUUCAAUCAUGUGUCCAAAAAGAUUAUUAUUAGUCGAGAUGUUGUAUUUGAUUAA